AUGGAAGUUCAGACUCCAGAUCACGGAGCUUCUGUCCAGGCCAGCAUCACAGCUCAGACAGGAGGAACCGCCUGUGCUCCUGUGAUCAAUGGAAACACUGUUCAAGGAUCACUGACGAUUAUAAACAACAUAUAUGGAGAAGACAUCACUAUGUGUAAACAAGCACACAAAUCUGAACUGGAGAAGACAUUUAGAAGUAUAAAUGAAGGGGUGUCACAAGAUGGAAACUCUACACUUCUGAAUAAGAUUUACACAGAGCUCUACAUCACAGAAGGUGGGAGUGGAGAGGUCAAUAACGAACAUGAGGUGAAGCAGACAGAAACAUUCAGCAGGCGACCAAAACAAGAGACACCAAUCGAAUGCAAUGACAUCUUCAAACCCAUACCUGGAAAAGACAAACCCAUCAGAACUGUGCUGACAAGAGGAAUCGCUGGAAUUGGUAAAACAGUCUCUGUGCAGAAAUUCAUUCUGGACUGGGUUGAAGGAAAAGCAAAUCAGGAUGUUACCUUCAUAUUUCCACUUCCUUUUAGAGAGUUGAAUUUGAUAAAGGACAAAAAUCUCAGUCUGAUGGAUCUUCUUCACCUCUUUUUUCCACCAAUGAAACAAUUUCGAUUAAAAGACUUAAUAGACUGUGCUGACUACACAGUCGUGUUCAUCUUAGAUGGUCUGGAUGAGUGUCGACUUUCUCUGGAUUUCAAGAAAAACAACAUUUUAUCUGAUGUAACAGAAUCAGUCUCAGUAGAUGUGCUGCUGACAAACCUCAUAAAGGGAAAGCUGCUGAGUUCUUCUCUUCUCUGGAUAACAACUCGACCAGCAGCAGUCAAUCAGAUCCUUCUUCAGUAUAUUAACCAGGUAACCGAAAUAAGAGGAUUCAGUGACCCUCAGAAAGAGGAAUACUUCAGGAAAAGGAUCAGUGAUCAGAGCCUUGCUGAAAAAAUCAUUACACACAUAAAGUCAUCAAGAAGCCUCUAUAUCAUGUGCCACUUACCAGUCUUCUGCUGGAUUUCAGCCACUGUGCUCAAGGAGAUGUUGAGUGAAGCAGAGAGUGAAAAGAUCCCAAAGACUCUGACUCAAAUGUUCACAUACUUCCUGAACUUCCAGAUCAAACAGAGCAGCCAGAAAUACAAAGUAAAAUGUGACAUUGAUCCUCAUCAGACAAGAAAGAUGAUUUUAGCAUUGGGAAAACUGGCUUUCCAACAACUGGAAAAUGGCAACCUGAUCUUUUACGAGGAAGACCUGAGAGAGUGUGGCAUUGAUCUCAUAGAAGUGUCAGUGUACUCAGGAGUCUGUACUCAGAUCUUCAGAGAAGAGUCUGCACUGCACCUGGGGAAGGUUUUCAGCUUUAUUCAUCUGAGUGUUCAAGAAUUUCUUUCUGCUUUAUAUGCAUUUUUUACCUUUAUAUUUGACAGCAAAAAUCCUGGAAUGUCUGACUUUCUCAAGUGUGCAGUGGACAAGGCUUUAAAGAGUGAGAGUGGACAUCUGGACCUUUUCCUCCGCUUCCUUCUUGGCCUCUCACUGGAGUCCAAUCAGACUCUCAUACGAAGGCUACUUCCACAAACAAGAAAGAGCUCAAACAGAAAAGAGCAAAUAGUCAGGUAUAUCAAAAAGAAGCUCAUGGAGAAUCCCUCUGUAGACAAAUCCAUCAACCUGUUCCAUUGUCUGAAUGAACUGAAUGAUCAUUCUCUAGUGCAGGAAGUACAAAUGUACCUGAACACAAGAAGUGACAGACGUCUAAGCGGAGCUAAGCUCUCUCCUGCUCAGUGGUCAGCUCUAGUGUUCAUUUUACUGAACUCAGAAGAGGAGUUGGAUGAAUUUGACCUGAGAAAAUAUGACCCAUCAGAGGAAUGUCUUCUGAGACUGCUGCCAGUGGUCAAAGCAUCCAGAAAAGCAGUGCUGUGUGAUUGUAAUCUCACAGAGAAAAGCUGUGAAGAUCUGGCCUCAGCUCUCAGUUCAAACUUCUCAAGUCUGAGAGAACUAGACCUGAGUAAAAAUAAACUGCUGGAUUCAGGAGCACAGGAGCUCUCCGCAGGACUGAAGAGUCCAAACUGUAAACUGGAGAAACUUAAGCUGACUGACUGCAGUAUUACACAUGAAGGCUGUGCUGGUCUAGUUAAAGCUCUGAAAUCAAACCCCUCACACCUGAGAGCGCUGAACCUAAACUGGAAUAAAGCUAGAGAUUCAGGAGCAAAGGAGCUAUCUGAUCUACUGAAGGAUCCACACUGUAAACUUGAGAAACUACAGUUGUCUGACUGCAGUAUUACAACUGAAGGCUGUGCUGAUCUGGUUAAAGCUCUGAAGUCAAACCCCUCACACCUGAAAGAGCUGAAUCUGAACUACAAUAAACCAGGAGAUUCAGGAGCAAAGGAGCUAUCUGAUCUACUGAAGGAUCCAUAUUGUAAACUCGAGAAACUACAGCUGUCUAGCUGCAGUAUUACAGAUGAAGGCUGUGCUGAUCUGGUCAAAGCUCUGAUGUCAAACCCCUCACACCUGAGAGAGCUGAAUCUGAAUGACAAUAAUCCAGGAGAUUCAGGAGUGAAGGAGCUCUCUGAUCUACUGAAGGAUCCACACUGUAAACUGGAGAAACUACAACUGUCUCACUGCAGUAUUACAGAUGAAGGCUGUGCUGAACUGGGUAAAGCUCUGAAGUUAAACCCAUCACACCUGAGAGAGCUGAACCUGAAAAACAAUAAACCAGGAGACUCAGGAGUGAAGGAGCUCUCUGAUCUACUGAAGGAUCCACACUGUAAACUUGAGAAACUACAGUUGUCUGACUGCAGUAUUAAACAGAAAUGCUGUGCUGAUCUGGUUAAAGCUCUGAAAUCAAACCCCUCACACCUGAGAGAGCUGAACCUGAACUGGAAUAAACUAGAAAAUUCAGGAGUGAAGGAGCUCUCUGAUCUACUGAAGGAUUCACAAUGUAAACUGGAGACACUAGAGCUAGAAUGGUGCAGUAUUACAGAGGAUGGCUGUGCUGAUCUGGUUAAAGCUCUGAAAUCAAACCCCUCAUCACAGCUGAAACAGCUGAAUCUGAGCUACAAUAAUCCAGGAGAGUCAGGAGUGAAGGAGGUCUCUGAUCUACUGAAGGAUCCACACUGUAAACUGGAGACACUACAACUGUCUGGCUGCAGUAUUACAGAGAAAAGCUGGGCUGCUCUGUUUAAAGCUCUGAAAUCAACCCGCUCAUCUUGCCUGAGAGAGCUGAAUCUGAACUACAAUAAUCCAGGAGAGUCUGGAGUGAAGGAGCUCUCUGAUCUACUGAAGGAUCCACACUGUAAACAGGAGAAAAUACAGCUGUCUGGCUGCAGUAUUACAGGUAAAGGCUGUGCUGCUCUGGUUAAAGCUUUGAAAUCAAAUCCCUCAUCACAGCUGAAACAGCUGAAUCUGAACCGGAAUAAACUAGGGGAUUCAGGAGUGAAGGAGCUCUCUGAUCUACUGAAGGACCCACACUGUAAACUGGAGAAACUACAGCUGUAUGACUGCCGUGUUACUGAUGAUGGCUGUGCUGCUCUAGUUAAAGCUCUGAAAUCAAACCCCUUACACCUGAAAGAGCUGGAUCUGAGAAACAACACAUUAGGAGAUUCAGGAGUGAAGGAGCUCUCUGAUCUACUGAAGAAUCCACACUGUAAACUGGAGAAACUAGUGCUGUCUGGCUGCAGUAUUACAGGUAAAGGCUGUGCUGCUCUGGUUAAAGCUUUGAAAUCAAAUCCCUCAUCACAGCUGAAACAGCUGAAUCUGAACCGGAAUAAACUAGGGGAUUCAGGAGUGAAGGAGCUCUCUGAUCUA
Molecule: messenger RNA, 3783 nt
Organism: Colossoma macropomum (tambaqui)
Lineage: Eukaryota; Metazoa; Chordata; Actinopteri; Characiformes; Serrasalmidae
Product: NACHT, LRR and PYD domains-containing protein 3-like
Exons: 14
Molecular function (GO): protein binding
Source: RefSeq, a predicted model, not a curated record